Babesia microti strain RI is the source of this 273-nucleotide messenger RNA. RefSeq lists its product as hypothetical. Gene Ontology annotation, molecular function: 7S RNA binding; endoplasmic reticulum signal sequence receptor activity. The record is from RefSeq and is a predicted model, not a curated record. The coding region runs from base 1 to 273 and encodes 90 amino acids. The transcript has 3 exons. Lineage: Eukaryota; Apicomplexa; Aconoidasida; Piroplasmida; Babesiidae. Gene Ontology annotation, biological process: SRP-dependent cotranslational protein targeting to membrane. Gene Ontology annotation, cellular component: signal recognition particle, endoplasmic reticulum targeting.
AUGCUGUUGAAAAGGGAGAGCUUCAUUGAUAAACUGGAACAAAUUAUUGAGAGUCAACGCAAAGGCAAGAAUCACACAAUUCGCCUAGUAUUUAAACGAUAUAUAGAGGGAAAUAGGAAUUGGAAGAGAGUCAAAAUUGAACAGCCGGCUGAUGGUGCCGUUUAUUGUCUAGUUAGGACUAAAAUUGGCAAUGUCAAGAUCAGCACAAAGGUGGAUUCUGGGAGCGUUGACAGAUUCAUGGAACGUCUGUCCAAAAUUAUAGACUCAGUUUGA